Molecule: messenger RNA, 8874 nt
Organism: Carcharodon carcharias (great white shark)
Lineage: Eukaryota; Metazoa; Chordata; Chondrichthyes; Lamniformes; Lamnidae
Gene: col4a6
Product: collagen, type IV, alpha 6
Exons: 49
Coding region: 213-5315 (1700 amino acids)
Cellular component (GO): basement membrane; collagen trimer
Molecular function (GO): extracellular matrix structural constituent
Source: RefSeq, a predicted model, not a curated record
GGGAGAAACAGGGCUGGAGGCAGGGUGCUAGGAUUAUCCUUUCUUCAACUCGCAAAUCCGCCUGCACCUUGUCUUUAUUAAGCACAAGACGCUGAGGUAGAAUCGUGAUCUUUCAAUGGCCGGAGUAACACAAUUCGACCGCUUAAAAGAGGUCAAUAGACAUCUCUGAAAUCCCCCCAUACUGCGAUUUGUAGCAAAACAAACCCGUCAAGAUGAGCAAUUGGAUCCUGCUUCUUGUCGUGGGCUGGUUGGUUGCUGAUCUUGUCCAAGCGGGGGCAAAGAAUGCCUACACUGGACCGUGUGAUGGUCGAGACUGCAGCGGAGGUUGCAAAUGUUUGCCAGAGAAAGGGUCAAGGGGUCAGCCAGGAACGAUUGGGCCACAAGGACGUAGUGGGCCCCCAGGAUUCCCCGGACCUGAGGGGUUAAGAGGACCAAAAGGUGAAAAGGGUAACUCCGGUAACCCAGGAGCGAGUGGCAUGAAGGGAGAAAAGGGUCCGAUCGGUGUACCAGGAUUUGUCGGGCUGAACGGGAUCCCAGGUCACCCAGGUCAACAAGGUCCAAGAGGCCGCGCUGGUCUGGAUGGGUGCAAUGGUACCAUUGGAGACUCGGGUUUCCCUGGCACUGUUGGGUAUCCAGGAUCCUCAGGAUUCCCAGGUGAAAUUGGCCAAAAAGGAGCUAAAGGAGAGCCAGCCUACAUCUCUGGAGGCGAUGGUGGAUUGAGGGGUGAGCCGGGCCUACCAGGUUUGGACGGAGUUCCUGGUCCAAAGGGUUUUCCAGGUCCCUUUGGCUCCGUGGGUACCAGAGGGCCACCAGGCUUUCCAGGUCAACCUGGUCCCCCAGGCCGUCAAGGAUUAAAAGGUAACAUGGGAUUGGGAUUCCAAGGACAGAAAGGAGGAAAGGGAGACGUGGGCCUGCCUGGUCCUCCAGGUCCACCACCUGCCACUGGUCAACUUGAGUUUGUUAAACCAACCGGAUUUCCAAAAGGGGACAGAGGUGAAAAGGGCGAUAAAGGAUUACCUGGUGCUCCUGGAAGGCCUGGGGCACGUGGCUCGCCGGGUUAUUCAGAUUUCGGGAGAUCAAAAGGAGAGAAAGGAAUCCCUGGUCUUCCAGGCCCAAGGGGAUCUUUUGGCUCAGAUGGAUCUCCUGGAAUUCCUGGAAGGAAGGGCUUACCAGGCUACACUGGGACAAGUGGAAGAGAUGGUUUCCCAGGAAUGAAGGGUGACCAGGGUGAAGUGGGUCCACCAGGUCCCCCAGCUUACAUCGAUGGAAGUGGUACUCUUGUUAAAGGUCCUCCUGGGGAUUCAGGUUCACAGGGACUGCCAGGUCCUCCAGGAGUCCGAGGUUUUCAAGGCCAGACAGGAUUACCUGGACGUCCAGGCUCUCCAGCACAAACUCAAGGUUCCAAGGGUUUACCAGGAUUCCCAGGCAUUGUAGGACCUAAAGGUGCAAAGGGUGCGCCAGGAAGAAUGACUUUUUCACAACCAGGCCCACCAGGUUUCCUGGGCCCCCCUGGGCCUCCUGGUCCACCAGGUCCUUCAGGCGCCGCGAUAGGAAGCCAAGGAUCACCUGGACCUCCAGGGUUGCCUGGAGUAGCUGGACCACCGGGAUUCAGGGGAAAUAAAGGAUAUAAAGGUGAGCCUGGGGCAUGUGCUUGCAGUGGGGCGAUUACUGGGAGGGGUAUUCAAGGCCCUCCUGGUCCUCCUGGUGAACCAGGAAAGCCUGGUUUCAACAGUGGUAAAGGCCAGUGUGGAGAUCCAGGACCAGCAGGACCUCCAGGACAAUCAGGUCCUCCAGGUAUUCCAGGUGUGCCAGGAGCAUCAGGAGCAAAAGGACAGAAGGGAGAUUCAUCCGUUACAUCAGCAAAGGGGCAAAAAGGAGACCCUGGCAAUCCAGGGCCAAGGGGACCUUCAGGCACUCCAGGAAAACCGGGAAGGGAUGGAUUCCCAGGUCUAGCAGGACCUCCAGGUAAACCUGGUGACAGUGGAACAGGUUUUCCGGGUGCUAAAGGUUUCCCAGGCAGUCCCGGCCUAAAGGGUCCCCCAGGUGAAAGGGGUACGCCAGGCGUUGGAUUCCCAGGCCCUCCUGGUUUCCAAGGUCCUCCAGGUGAUCCAGGAGUUGAUGGAACACCAGGACCAUCAGGUUUCCCAGGGUUACCAGGUGACUGUUGCUGCGGGGAAACCGCUGGUGAAGGCGACCUUCACACAGAGGGAGGAAUCACUUUGCCGUGUGUGGUCCCAGGCAGUAGAGGCUCGGUGGGUCGACCCGGAGUACCAGGGCUCCCAGGUCAGAAAGGUAGGCCAGGUUUCCUAGGCAGUCCAGGACAACCAGGAUUUGAUGGACCAAAAGGACCUCCUGGAGAUCCAGGCUUGUUGGGAGAAUCAGGCCGCCCAGGGUUUCCCGGACCACGUGGUGAUCAAGGACUACCAGGUCUCCCUGGGCUGGAUGGAAGUGAAGGCUCUCCUGGAAAAAUGGGUCUUCCAGGAUUUCCUGGUCAAAAAGGAUUCCCAGGUGAUGUGUAUGGUGCAGAACCAGGUGCCCCAGGUCAACCAGGUCAACCAGGAAAACUGGGAUUGAAAGGAGCUCCAGGAGAUUCUGGGUUUCCAGGACCUAAAGGUUUCGACGGUAGACCAGGGUUUCCAAGUCAAAAAGGUGAAAGGGGAGUUCCAGGUUACCCUGGUCGUCGAGGCUUGCCGGGCCCUAGUGGACCAGAUGCCCAAACAGGUUUCCCAGGAGAAACGGGAAGACCCGGUGAGCUCGGACAACCAGGCUGCGAAGGUUUCCCCGGACCAAAAGGUUCAUUCGGAGAUCGUGGACCCCCGGGUCCUUCUGGUAUGAAGGGAUUUCCAGGAAUUCCAGGAGAUAGAGGUUACCCUGGGUCACCAGGUCUGCCUGGUGCUCCAGGAGAGCCUGGUCGUACAGGCCAACAGCAUCGAUAUGGAUUGAAAGGUGUAAAAGGUUCUCCUGGCCUGGUUGGAUUCCCAGGCUUGCCAGGUCCACAAGGCCGGCCAGGAUUUGAUGGACGUAAAGGAGAACCAGGCAGCCUAGGAAGACCAGGCUUCCCAGGUUCCCCAGGCAGAGAUGGAGAUAAGGGUGAUAGAGGAGCUAGUGGAUUGUCCGGGCCUCCUAGUUUAAGAUCCAGUCCUGGCUUGAAAGGUGACUCUGGCAGACCUGGGGUUCCAGGGUUUUCUGGGCCAAGAGGAAACAAAGGUUUGCCAGGACCAGCUGGUACCCCUGGACUCCCAGGAUUAAGAGGCCUCCCUGGACGUGAGAAAGGUAGACCAGGUGAUUCUGGGCUUCCGGGAUUUCCUGGAUCACCAGGGCGACCAGGACUGAAAGGGACCCCUGGUAUUAUUGGUUUCCCUGGAAUGACAGGAGAAAAGGGUAAUGAUGGUUUGCCAGGUCGUCCUGGUUAUCCUGGUGAACAGGGUACUGUUGGCCCAAAAGGUGAGCGUGGUGAUAUACUUCGUGCCCCAGGUGAUGUAGGAAUAAAAGGAGAGCCUGGUCAAGCAGGAUACCCAGGUGAAAGAGGGAGAACUGGUUUGCGCGGUGAUCCUGGUUUCUCUGGUAGUCCUGGGCCUAGUGGAGUCAAAGGAUCACCAGGAGAAAGUGGCCGUCCAGGUGGCCCAGGUGCUCCCGGGCUGCAAGGGGCUCCUGGAACUCCAGGUUACCAAGGAUUGCAAGGACGUGCGGGUCCUCCAGGGCCUUCAGCUCAAUUUAGUCGACCAGGACAGAAAGGACUCCUAGGCGCUCCAGGACUAGAUGGUUUGAAUGGUUUGCCUGGACCUAAAGGGCCCUCAGGAACACCAGGUGUUGGUUUGGCGGCACUGCCAGGACCUCCUGGCCUUCCUGGGCUAAAGGGUGAAUACGGUACACCAGGAACUGGUAUAGGGACACCAGGAUAUCCUGGACCAAAGGGACUUCGAGGAGAUCCAGGUGAUAGUGGACCAUCGGGUCUUCCAGGAAAACCAGGUCCUCCGGGAAGCACAGUCGUUUCAAACAUACCUGGGAAGCCAGGUGAUAUUGGUCCACCUGGAUUUGAUGGUGAAGGAGGUUUUCCAGGCCCACCUGGUCCUCCUGGGCAGCCAGGCUUGGGUUUUGAAAGGGGGGAACCUGGUAACCCAGGCCUUCCCGGGGCCUCAGGACGAGGAGGCCUGCGGGGGAACCCUGGGCCUCCUGGAAUCCCAGGAGCCCCAGGCACUCCAGGAUUGAAGGGCCAAAGGUCAGAACAAGGCAGAAUGGGAUUUCCAGGUACAGAUGGUCCUCUAGGCGAUCAAGGUUACCCAGGACCCAAAGGGGACCCUGGUGCUCAAGGCUCUGCAGGACCACCAGGACUCCGUGGACCACCAGCACAAAUCAGUGAUUUGCCCUCAAACCCAGGUGAUCCAGGUUAUGCAGGACCUGAUGGAUCGUCAGGUCCUGUGGGAGACCAAGGCAGCCCUGGCUUUUUAGGAUUUCCAGGUAUCAAGGGCCAGCCUGGAAAACCAGGUAGAGUGGGACCAAAUGGUUUUCCUGGCCCUCCAGGUUUGUUGGGAGAUGCAGGUCAGAAGGGAUUCCCUGGAUCACCUGGAUUAGAAGGUAACCGUGGGAAGCCAGGAGCAGCAGGGCUGCCAGGGCUGCCAGCUCGGAGUGUGAGUGUGGGCUACACGCUGGUGAAGCACAGUCAGUCAGAUACUGUGCCAGCCUGUCCACUGGGAAUGAACAGUUUGUGGGAUGGAUACAGCUUGCUGUUUGUGGAAGGACAAGAAAAGACUCACAAUCAGGAUCUGGGAAUGGCUGGCUCAUGCUUGCCCCGUUUCACCACCAUGCCUUUCCUUUACUGUAACGUCGAUGAGGUAUGCCACUAUGCAAACAGGAACGACAAGUCCUAUUGGCUUUCUACCACUGCCCCCAUCCCCAUGAUGCCCGUUUCCAAUCUGCAGAUCCGACGCUACAUCAGCCGCUGUUCAGUUUGCGAGGUGCCAUCUCAGGCCAUUGCCGUGCACAGCCAGGAUGUAACCAUUCCACAGUGCCCUGAAGGUUGGCGGAGUCUCUGGAUAGGCUACUCCUUCCUCAUGCACACGGCUGCUGGCGCUGAAGGUGGGGGCCAGUCUCUCGUGUCGCCCGGCUCCUGCCUGGAGGACUUCCGCUCCACGCCCUUCAUUGAAUGCAACGGCGCCCGCGGCACAUGCCAUUACUUUGCCAACAAGUACAGCUUCUGGCUGACCAUCGUGGAGGCGAGCCGGCAGUUUGUGGAGUCGCCACCCUCGGAGACGUUGAAAGCGGGCCAGCUGCGGACACGGGUCAGCCGCUGUCAAGUCUGCAUUAAGUACUUGUAGCGGCCGGCCAGCUCGGAUCUUCCCCGCCAACGUGACUCUUGCUCAGCCAGCAGGCACAGCAGGCCUUUCCGAUGAAUCGCCAGCCGGCUUCACAAACUUUGUAUAUUAGGAGGAGAUGGUUUCUAAAACCGAUUGUAUUUUUUAAAAAAAAUGGUGUGCCUUGAUUCCUACACGCCGCAAAGCCCCCAUUUUAAGAGCAAAUAAGAGAGCCGCCGGUGCCAAAAUUUCCUGGCUCUGGUCUGGCCCAAUCUAUUCAGGUGCAGUUUAUCUUCAGUAGCUCCUUUCAAUCUGACCAGGCUCCUGCUAUCCAUGCCUGAGUGAAAUAAGCAGUACUAUGUAUGGAUGCCACUAGACUGUACCGGGGUGCAGGAUCAUCUGUAUUCAUUCAUGUAUGGUUAAGUUGGGGGAGCCUGCUUCCAGUUUCUCAUAUAUUUCUGUUGGACUGUGCCACACUUUAUACCACCCCUACCAGCAGUAAAAUACCAGCUCUUCCACUCAUGAUUUUUUAAAAACUUGGGAGUGGAGAUGAGAGUUUCUUUUAACAGCACCUCUACCAAUUACCUGUUUCCUCAUAUUCCUGACUAUUCACAGUGCUACCUGUUUACAGGACUGGGUGUUCCUGUAAAUGAUGCCUGCGCUUAACCGGCAUUACCAAGCCUUCCCCAAGUUGGCCUGACUCAAAAGCUUUUUCAUCUUUGUCAUUACAUUGCAACUGACUCCUGUUGAAGUUCACCUCCUCUCAGCCAUAUCACAAAACUCUGACACUGGGGCUGGUACAGGGGUCGGCAAUUGUAAUGGCGGGAAGAGCCAUUUUUAAAAUUUAGUCAAAGACUCGAAUUUAAGAGCCGCAAUAUAUUACUUAAAUUUUCGUUAAAUAACGAAAAACAAGACAGAGACACAUUACAACGACAUUUUAAAUGUUUUUCUAAAACAAGGUUGUUCAUUGAGUUAUACUUUUUAGCAAGUACAUUAUUAGCAAAGCGAAACAAGCCAUUUAAUUACCAUUAAAAUGGAUUUGAUCAAUUAGGGUCAGGAGCCGCAUGAGUCCUUGAUGUGCCGCAUGCGACUGGGGAGCCACAGGUUGUAGACCUCUGAGCUAGGGCAUAUAGAUGCUGACCAAAAGAUGUCAGACAAUACAAAGCAUUGCAUGCCAAUCUUAUCUAUUGAAAAUAAACUGGUCUGUGUUUCAAAAGCUUUUUUAUAUACUGUAAAUACAUUAGGUUGCUUUAUUGUGGAAUUUAAUUUUAAAGGAUGCAUCCCAAACCCCCCCCCCUCCCCCAUCCCAACUCUGCAAUUUAAUCUCCUGAAAUAGGGAUGCUUUCUGUAAUUCCCACAAAGAUAUAAAAAAAGUGUAUUUUAAAUGUACAUGCCUAAUUGUAUAAGAUCACUUUCCACAAUGACCAAACUAUAUGCGAGACUAGGUCUAAAGCUAUCACCUGCACUUCUUAUUUCAUGAGUCGCAAUAGAAAAGCAGGAAAUUGAAAACGUUGUGAAAGUGUCACGUUUACUCAUCACAAAGGUGCUGUUUUCAAAGUUCACGGCUACCUCAGAAAGUGAAAUUGUUGCUCUGCUUUCUCUCUCCUACCACUGAAUAGAUAAGAAUGCAUGCGUUUCUGCACUGAUAUAUUUGACUGGCUUUCAUUCAUAUUUGCGCAAUAAAGCUUCUGCUUUUGUUUCCACCCUCUGUAAAGCACAAACGUCUCACUGUUAAGUGGGUAGGUUGGAAGUGACCACUCAACUGUACUGAAAACUGCCUGCAGUGGUUAAAUAGCAGAUGUGUCACCUAUAACAAUCUCAGUUGACUUUGGCUAAUAUAGUGAUGUCUGUCAGUCACUGUUUCACAUUAGCACAGAAUCCUUUAAUCCAGAAUUGUGCCCCUCUUUGGCACGGACAGAUCCAUUUCUGGCACAUUUAGUUGUUGGAUUCACUGACAAUUAUGAGAUAAUACAAUGAUGUAAAAUCCAGGCUGUGAUCGCCAAGUGUGGUGCAUCGAUGCACAUUUCAGCAUCUAGUAAAUGAUAUUGUAACAGUGAAUUAAGAUACAGUGCACAUGCAUCCUUGCAUUGAUUAUAGGAUAGAGCUGGUCAAUAAAGACACGCUAAUAAGCAGGGAGGACUUGGCUUCUUUUUUGCCUGGAGAAAUUUGUUUACAGAGAUAAGUCAAUCUUAGAUGAGGGCUUAGAAAAGAACCAGCGUUUGAUGUAUAGAUGAAAUCAAAUGAAAGGGGCCCUGUCACACCUUGAAAUAUAAUUGCUAGAGCUUUCCUUUUACUUCCUAAAUGUGACACAUUGAUGCAAUCUGUGUUGAGAAGCUAUUGUUGUGUUGGUUGCUUGUGACAUCAGCUUGAGUCAUGUCACAACUGUAAGCAAAGUGAUUUAAUGUCAGUCGUUUGCAUGCAGUAAAGGGUUGAAUGGCUCCUGUGCUUCACAUGCCAUCAAUCUGAUGAGGCACUGACUGCCCCUCCAUUGCUAAGCAUUUACACGCCAAAGAAGCCAUGCAUGACCAUAGUGACAUUUUGUUGAGCACGGAAACUGUCUUCACUGAACAUGGUGCUUUUCUUUCAGAGGUAGCCCUAUGUACUACGGUCGAGGGUUUUGUUUUUAAUCAAGAAUAUGUGAGAGGCAUGUGUCAGAGAUAGAUAAGGCAGUUAGGCUGAGAAUCUGCCCCUCAUCCAAAAAGAUGUUUAUUAAGAGCAGUGUUUUUGAAUUGGGUAGUCAGCUCAACUGCAUUGUUUUAUAGGAUGUGGGGGGGGGGGGGGUUGCAAUCUUUUUGUCAUAGUUCAAAGACCAACAGUGAACAUAAUUAGAGGCCUGGUAAGGAUUUAGAUCAUGGCUUAAAUUCUGAGGGUAGAUUUUCCAAUCCUCACAUGAUUUAAGAGCAUGUUGGAAAAUUGUGUGCACUUCAAAACCAGACAGUGGCAACCCCUGUCAUGCAAAAGAAAAACAACAUAUUUUUAAAACCCACAAGUGUUUGUAUUCAUAAUGGUGCUAUUUUCUAUUGUUUCACUGCACUGCAAGAGCAUUCAGCUCAAUUUUCUUAUCACAGGGCAUUGGGGGUUCAAAAUAUAAUUUCACGAACCUGCUUGUGAGUGCCUGAAUGCUUCGCUCAGUGAGAAAAUUGCCACCCCACCCUUUCUCCCAACAUCUGCCCUGCCAUCUAUAGAUGGUUAUAGGGAAGAAUGUACACUUCAGAAUUCAGAUGAAUUGUCCUCAAUUGUACUCUUGUCAUUGUGUCUGGAACUGAUUUCUUUCUCAUUUUAAACAAGUAAACAAUUCCAAAUUUGAACUUUUUUUUUGUUGUUGUUGCUUCAUACCUGUAUAUACAGGAUUAUUGCUGUCAGGUUUCUAUUUUAAAUGGUAUUUGGUACUACUGAAAUUUUAAAUUUAAAUGUUUGUAUUAAAAAAACUCCGAAGCUGUAUAGAUUCAAUUUAUAAUUGCUAAAACAAAUGGCCAAAUGUUAAUUGCUCACAUUGCCUUUCCUUUGGCCAGUGAUGUUGCAGAGAUACAUAAGCUGCCAAAUGAAAGUACAGUAAUCAAUAAACUCUUUAUUCUUGUCAAAA